UGCGGGUGGCUCGACAGCGGAGCUGCACUUCAGACGUAUGGCUGAGAGACCUCACAUUAAAUUUACCUUUGCGAGACGAGUGCAGGUUUAAACGUAUGCUACCGUAGACUGAACGCGCAAGACUUUGCGAAACCUACCGAAAACGACCUAUUUUAGUGUACAAAAGUGCGGGGAGGAAUAAGCAGACAAAAAAGCAACACGUAUCCGGUGGGAUUUGAGUCCUUUGAGAGAGCGAGAUUGGAGCGCGACCGAGCGAGAGAGAGAGAGAGAGAGGGAAGAGUUUCUCCAAAAGUGGAAACAGACACGGGGACGAUAUUUUCCGUUUUCACAAGCGAAGACUAAGGAAUUAUGAGGAACGUUUGGAUGAUAUUAACCCUCGGCUUGACAGCCUUUCUUUCCGGGGAAAGGAUAGCAGUCUCUGCGGCCAAAUCCACCUCUUCGACUGAUGACUUAUACCUUGAGGAGGCCGGGUCAGGAGGUUACCCUGAAGAUGACGACGACUUCACUUCUGGAUCAGGAUCGGGAGUUGGAGAAGUUAUUGAGGAAACUGUCACAGUAAAAGCAUUGUUCAUCGAGCCUAAAGCAGAGCCCACACAGGACUCCACCAAAGACUUCACACCGAAAGUGGAGAUGACUACGUCACGCGAUGUCCCCAAAGACACAAAUAAACGAGGCAGGAUAGAGGUUCCAGUUCCUGCCACAGAAGACCCGCGUAGAAACACAGUCACAAGCACCACCAGCCUCCCUCGAUCGCCCAUGGAUGUCCAGUCGGAAAAUCUCUUCCAGAGGACAGAGGUUUUGGCAGCUGUCAUUGCGGGUGGAGUUAUCGGCUUCCUCUUUGCCAUCUUCCUCAUCCUCCUUUUGGUGUACCGCAUGAGAAAGAAGGACGAAGGCAGCUACGACCUCGGGGAGAGGAAGCCGUCUGGAGCGGCCUAUCAGAAAGCUCCCACCAAGGAGUUUUACGCAUAGACUCACUCAAGUACAACCGAGCUUCACCAAUCAGAGUGACGAUAUCAGUGACUACGACAAACUCGUUCUGCAUAAAAUAUAAAUCAUACGACAUGAUUGAGGAAAAAAAUAAAUAACAUAAAGGAAAGCUUUUGCAUAGAGUAUUGUAAUUAAGACCUUUUCUUUCCUCUUUUUUUAUGAAAAAAAAAAAGCAAGCGUUGCUUAUUUUAUGGCAAAUCUCUCUGUAUUUAAACAUUAUUUUCUGUGUAUUUGAAAAGGCUGACAAGAAAAAAAGAAACACAAUCUGUAAAGGUGAGGAUAUCCGCAUCCGUCUUCUGUCAAAGGAGCUGUUUUUAGUCGCUGACUACUUUUUUAACUGUAGCAGUAUGUAUUUGUAAAGAAAAUUUUAAAGUGGAAUAAUUGCAUAUAAUUGUUCUGUAUCAGUCCUUCAUUUUUCAUCUUUUAUUUUUCUUUUUUUGUCCUAGCAUGUCUGAUGUUGAUCAUAAGUGUUUCAUUAAUUUAUCAUUUUCUCGGAUGUUGAAAAAUGCCUUUCUGUAGUUUUCAGAACUCUUUGUCUAAUAACUCUUUAAUGAGUCAAUGUAAAUGUUUCCCUGCAGGUUGCAAUGUUCAUUUUAUUACUUCACAACACGCAGUUCAGCGUUUUUCUUUCCUUUCUUUGGUGCUUAGAACUGAAAACACGUCAAAAGACCCAUGUCUUGCGAAAUGAUUUGAUUUGAGUUUCAUCGCCGCUUGAGUGUUUGUAGGUUAAGAAAAACGACCAGUGCCAUUUGAACCCUCGCGUUCAUUCGUUCUCGUCACGGCGGCUUGAAAAGAGGCUGAUUUAUCGAACUGAUGAGCCCAGAGCCUGUCCUCUGUGAUGAGAGCUUGAGGUAGCUCAUACUGGGGAUCUGACACAGCCUGCCCACCUCCAGACAUGUAUUUCCCUUUGAUCAGAGCGCCGUUCUGAUGUUUCAGUGAUGAAAAGCUCGCAUUUAUUCUCACGUCACACUGCGGUGAUCUGUUUUAUUAGUUCGUGGAGAGAGCAGACCUGAUUUUCUUACUGUUACAGGCUUUGCUUUCCUACUGGGCCCCAAACAAACAGGCAACUUGGAAUCACCGCUGGGGAAUCGUUCAUUUUUAAACAGUUUCCACUAGUUUGGGGUUGUUUGAAAUGAAGUUCAUUCACCCAGUUAAUGUGUAUCAUCCAAAACCAUUACGGAGGCCUGUAAUGCUCCAGACAGAUCAGUGUGAUUAAACCCACGCUCUCUAGAUCCAUAUAAAGGUUGUGAGGUUGCUUUGAGAAGCGUGGCUCCCUGUGUAUCUUUCCCUUUCUUGCCCUCUUGAUGUACCCAACUGUGACCAACAACACCCUGUGACUGUACUGACCCUUACCUAAUCUAAGCUGGAGCUGAACGAAGCAAGGUACUGAGAAAACAUAGGCAAACCCAAAGACUCAUUUGAUUUUCACAUUGCUGUGUAUUCCUUUGGCCACAUUUGAGUUUUGUUUUGGUUUCAUUGUUAGUUGUUAGUUUUUUGUUUUUGAGUAGACAUCUGACCUUUGCAUCCAAUUACUUAUUCAUGUAUGGGAAAAAUCUAUAUAGAAUUAUAUAUAAAUGUAUAUUCACAAAUGUUUUAAACCUUGCCUUAAAAGUGCCUACCAUUUGGAAACGUGCAAAUGUCUGUGGUUUAGAUGCGAUGUGUACGCCAGAAUGGCUAGAGGGAUCGGUAUUGUGUUAGCACAGCAGAAUGAAAUGGUAACUUUUUUUUUAGUUGUACAAAAAGCAGACAGUAUUGUACCUGUAAGUUAAAACAACACUACUGAAUAAACAUUGUGGCCUAAAUA
Labeo rohita (rohu) is the source of this 2791-nucleotide messenger RNA. RefSeq names its product syndecan 2 (gene sdc2). Gene Ontology annotation, cellular component: cell surface; membrane. Gene Ontology annotation, biological process: cell migration. The coding region runs from base 349 to 969 and encodes 206 amino acids. Lineage: Eukaryota; Metazoa; Chordata; Actinopteri; Cypriniformes; Cyprinidae. The record is from RefSeq and is a predicted model, not a curated record. The transcript has 5 exons.